Messenger RNA from Cavia porcellus (domestic guinea pig), 921 nucleotides. Its product is annotated as olfactory receptor 4A15-like. NCBI's taxonomy places the organism in Eukaryota, Metazoa, Chordata, Mammalia, Rodentia, Caviidae. Gene Ontology annotation, molecular function: olfactory receptor activity; G protein-coupled receptor activity. Gene Ontology annotation, biological process: G protein-coupled receptor signaling pathway. The transcript has a single exon. The record is from RefSeq and is a predicted model, not a curated record. Gene Ontology annotation, cellular component: plasma membrane. Bases 4 to 921 code for a protein of 305 amino acids.
CAUAUGGAACAAAAGAACAAUGUGACUGAGUUUGUGCUCUUGGGGCUCACUCAGAGCCCCCAGGGUCAGAAAAUAUUAUUUGCUGUGUUCUUACUGAUCUACCUGGUGACACUGGCAGGUAAUCUACUCAUUGUCAUAACUGUGAUGCUUAGCCCAGCCUUAAAUGCCCCUAUGUUCUUCUUUCUUGGCUACUUAUCAUUUAUGGAUGCUGUUUAUUCCACCACAGUUACACCAAAUAUGAUUAUAGAUUUAAUCUAUGAGAAGAAAACCAUUUCUUUCAAAGCCUGUAUGACACAGCUUUUUAUAUUUCACUUAUUUGGUGGUGCUGAGAUUUUGCUCCUGAUGGUCAUGGCCUAUGACCGCUAUGUGGCCAUCUGCAAACCACUGCAUUAUCUGACCAUCAUGAACCAACGGCACUGUGUACAGCUGUUGGUGUUGGCCUGGGUUGGGGGUUUUGUUCACGCUGUCCUUCAGCUUCUGUUUGUUUAUAAUCUUCCUUUCUGUGGUCCUAAUGUUAUUGACCACUUCUUUUGUGACAUGUACCCCUUAUUAAAGCUUGCAUGCACAGACACUUAUGCUAUUGGUCUCACCGUGCUAGCCAAUGAUGGAGCCAUCUGUGUGGUCAUCUUCACACUCUUGUUAAUCUCCUAUGGGGUGAUUCUGCACUCCCUGAAGAACCUGAGUCAGGAAGGGAGACGCAAGGCAUUAUCCACCUGUGGUUCCCACAUCACAGUGGUCAUCCUCUUCUUUGUGCCUUGCAUUUUUAUGUAUGUUAGACCUCCUUCUACUUCACCCAUUGAUAAAUCCUUGACUGUGUUUUACACAAUUAUCACCCCCAUGCUGAACCCUCUCAUUUAUACUCUAAGAAAUGCAGAGAUGAAAAUUGCCCUGAAGAAGCUCUGGAAUAGGAAACAAAAAUAA